Messenger RNA from Monodelphis domestica (gray short-tailed opossum), 12676 nucleotides. It is a transcript of the gene COL19A1, whose product is annotated as collagen type XIX alpha 1 chain. Gene Ontology annotation, biological process: extracellular matrix organization. Gene Ontology annotation, molecular function: extracellular matrix structural constituent conferring tensile strength. The record is from RefSeq and is a predicted model, not a curated record. Lineage: Eukaryota; Metazoa; Chordata; Mammalia; Didelphimorphia; Didelphidae.
AUUGUGAUUAAGUAAAGACCUGUGCAUGUCUUGUUGGUGUCCCGUUUUCAGUUCUGGCUGAGUGGGAGGGUCACACUGAGUGAGACUAAUAAGGACAGAGAUGCAUCCCCUUUCCCACUCAUAGGAGACUCACUCAACUCCUCAGCAGUACAGCAGCCUUGUACGGACCUCUACUGUGCUUCUGAGGGACUUAAACACUGAAGGUCUGUGGUUAUUCGUUCACCUGAACUCAGAGGCCAUGAAGGACACUGCCUGUUGGAUACUUUGGCUUUGGAUGGCUUUCUUCCUACUUCCUGCCGCCACUCCUAUGACAGUCACAGCCAAGUCAGAACAUUCAUGCCCUGAACUGACAACAGAUGGACAAGAGUUUAUACAAAUCAGCAGAGAGAACCUUCCUAUUUCAGGUUUUGAUUUGGGUGAUAGCUUUUCUCUGCGACAAGUGUCCUGUGGAGGUGAAAAAACGUGUUUUAAACUGGGAAAUGCACUUCUUAUUAGAGAUACUCAGAAAAUAUUUCCCAAUGGACUUCCAGAAGAAUACUCCAUGGCAGCCAUAUUUCGUGUGCGUCGCAGCACGAAAAAGGAACGAUGGUUUCUGUGGCAGUUGUUAGAUCAUCGCAAUGUACCACAAGUAUCUAUAAUAAUCGAUGGUACAAAAAAGGUGGUGGAAGUGAUGGCCUUUGCUGCUCAGGGGGAAAUGUUGCACUAUGUUUUUAAAAGUCGAGAAAUUUUUCCUCUAUUUGAUCGGCAGUGGCACAAGCUUGGCCUCAGCAUACAGUCCAGGAUCAUUUCUCUCUAUGUGGAUUGUAAUUUAGUUGAGAGAAGACAGACAGUCGAAAAGGAUUCUGUUGACUUUCAUGGCAGAACAGUCAUUGCUGCUCGGGCUUCAGAUGGCAAACCUGUAGAUGUUGAACUUCACCGCCUUCAGGUUUACUGUAACCCAAACUUUGUAGCUCAAGAGAUGUGCUGUGAAAUAUCAGAUGCUAAGUGCCCACAGCAGGACAGCUUUGGAACUACGGUUUCAUUGAUGGCAACUGCUCAUGCCAGUAAAAUUUCUGCACAUCUGCUAGCAAAGCCGGAACUUGCUGAACGAUGCCAGUGCAUUCCUAACAAGGGAGAAGCAGGAUUGCCUGGAGCUGCUGGUUUGCCUGGUCCUAGGGGGGAAAAGGGGGAGCAGACCUUCUCUUCUGACAGUCCUUCUGGUUCAGUUGGUAUCAAAGGAGACUAUGGGGCCCCUGGAAUUCCUGGGGAAAAGGGUCAAGAUGGUUUACUUGGUGCCCCCGGACCACCUGGCCAAAAGGGAGAACAUGGCUUUGAAGGAAGAAAAGGAGAAGUUGGUGAGAAGGGUGAACAGGGACAAAAGGGAGAUCCAGGACUGGGUGGAACUCAUGGAAAAGAUGGUUUGAAAGGUGACUUGGGUCCUCCAGGUCCACGUGGCCAGAAAGGAGAAAAGGGAGAUAUGGGACCUCCAGGACCACCAGCCUUAAUCGGUUCCUUAGGGCUAGAAGGUCCCCAAGGUCCACCUGGGAAAGAGGGUCAAAGGGGAAGGCGUGGCAAAACUGGACCCCCUGGAAAACCAGGACCACCAGGACCUCCUGGAAACCUGGGUGAGAAUGGAGCAAGUGUUCCUAAAGGAGAAAAGGGUGAAACUGGACAGCCUGGAUUUCCAGGAUCAGUUGGUCCUAAAGGACAAAAGGGAGAAAUGGGUGAGCAAGGAAACAUUGGCUUUCAAGGAAUAAAAGGUGACAAGGGAGAAUUUGGGAUAAAAGGUUCACCAGGAAUGAAGGGUGAACCUGGAGAUCCUGGUCUGCCUGGACUUUUAGGAAAUCCAGGAAUUAAGGGUCAGCAAGGGCCAGCAGGCUCUAUGGGACCCAGAGGACCUCCAGGAAAUAUUGGAUUACCAGGAGAACAUGGUAUUCCAGGAAAACAAGGCAUUAAAGGAGAAAAGGGAGAUCCUGGUGGCAUUAUAGGGCCUCCUGGACAUCCAGGUCCAAAAGGUGAGGCAGGUCCUCCAGGGAUAAGCCUGCCUGGUGAACCAGGUUUGGAUGGAAUUCCUGGGACACCUGGUCCACGAGGGCCAAAGGGUGAAAGAGGACUGCCAGGUGUUCAUGGACUCCCUGGUGACACUGGACCUCCUGGAGUGGGAAUUCCUGGCCAACCAGGAUCCAGAGGACCCUCUGGAGAGCCAGGUAUUCAGGGUCCUAGAGGACUCCCCGGGUUACCAGGAACUCCAGGCACUGAUGGAGCUCCAGGGAGAGAUGGGAAGCCAGGGAUGCCAGGUCCCCCAGGUGACCCGAUUGCACUUCCUCUUUUGGGAGACAUUGGUGCUAUGCUGAAGAACGUUUGUGGCAGCUGUCAUCCGAGUGUCCCAGGGCUAAAAGUUGCCAAAGGAGAGGAAGGAGGAGCUGGGGAACCUGGAGGACAUUAUUAUGCAGCAGGAAAGGGUGAUACUGGAUCAAGAGGUCCCCCAGGAAUCCCUGGUAGAGAAGGACCAAAGGGAAGCAAAGGUGAGCGUGGAUAUCCUGGAUUAUCUGGUGAGAAGGGUGAUGAGGGUCUUCAAGGAAUUCCAGGCACCCCAGGAGCCCCUGGACCAAUUGGACCUACCGGUCCAUUGGGAAGAACUGGGCAUCCUGGUCCUGCUGGAGCAAAAGGUGAAAAGGGUAAUGAAGGAUCUCCUGGAAAACCUGGGCCACCUGGACCUCCUGGUAUGCCACUCAGUGAAGGGAAUGGAAUGAGCAGUUUAUAUAAACUCCAGGGAAGUGGAAGUGUUGCUACUUACCCAGGCCCCCCUGGUCCUUCAGGUCCAAAAGGAGAUCCUGGUGCAGUGGGAGAGCCUGGACCCAUGGGGCUCCCAGGACUAGAAGGAUUUCCAGGCAUAAAGGGAGAUCGAGGCCCAGCUGGCUCACCAGGAAUAGCGGGGAUACCGGGAAAGUCAGGAGCCCCCGGACCUCCAGGACUGCCAGGAGAACCAGGUGAAAGAGGGCCUGUUGGAGACAUUGGCUUCCCUGGGCCUGAAGGACCUGAAGGAAAACCAGGAAUAAAUGGAAAAGAUGGAUCACCAGGUCCUCAGGGCCCAAUGGGCAGGCCUGGAGAUAGAGGACCCAAAGGAGAACGGGGUGAUCAAGGAAUACCAGGAGACAGAGGUCCCCAGGGUGAAAGGGGAAAACCAGGCCUUCCAGGAGUGAAAGGGAUCAUAGGUCCCAUGGGACCCCCAGGAAACAAAGGCUCUCCAGGAACCCCUGGCUACCAAGGGCCCCCAGGUUCUCCAGGGACCCCUGGAAUUCCAGCUGAUACAGUUUCAUUUGAAGAAAUAAAAAAUUACAUAAAUCAAGAAGUCCUGAGGAUUUUUGAAGAGCGGAUGGCUGUAUUCCUCUCCCAGAUGAAGCUACCAGCUGCAAUGCUUUCUGCCCAAGGUCAUGGAAAACCAGGGCCACCAGGCAAAGAUGGAUUACCAGGGCCACCAGGAGAUCCUGGCCCCCGAGGUUACAGAGGACAGAAGGGAGAAAGAGGUGAACCUGGAAUUGGGCUCCCAGGAAAUCCUGGUCUUCCUGGGCCUUCAGCCACUUGUAUGCCAGGCACACCCGGUGCUCCAGGACCUCAGGGUCCCCCUGGACCUAGUGGAAGGUGUAGCCCAGAUGAUUGCUCCCAUCCUGUGUCUCAUGCCCAACCACCAGGUCGUGAAAAUGGAAAAUGAACAGCUUCCUGCGAACAGCCUGUUGCCUAGUGAUAGCAUCUACCAAUUGACAAAUCUAUGGAACUUGGUUUGUUUUAAUCAAAUACACACAGUCCUGGAGAGGCUCCUUUAGAGAAUCUAAGCCAAAACCGUUGACUCCAGCUCCUGAUGUAGACACUUCUUUAUUUUUCCCAAGUCCAUUCCAGAUGUUUUGUUUUAAUUUAUUGUGGUUGUUAUUGAGAAUUUAUGAGACAAACAGACCCAACAUUAUCAUGAACUUCCCUUCUUCAAAAAGAAGCUACUGUUUUAGUAAUUCACUUAGAAUGAAGAUUGUACAUAUUUUACUGUCUCAUCAACAUGAGUUUCGUUGAGCCUCUUGCUUCUGAAGCAAAGAAGAGACAGAAUUACAAGUUGUCUUAAAGUUUAAAUUGAAUAUCCUCAUUUAACUUUUCUGUCCACUCUCUCACUCGAAAUUACUUCCUAUUGAAUGUUUCUAUCUACUUUUGAUGGCAUAAGGGUGUGAUGCUACUCCCAAUUUAAACAGACAAAUCUUUUGAUUGUUUCCUAUAUAACACAGAGAGAAAUUGUGUUGCUCUCCAGCUUCUCAUGAGACUCUGCUGAUUUCGAGGAACUUAAAAAUUGACCUUUACAAUUAAAGCAGAAAAAAAAUUGGGAGGAUGGAGAGGUUCAUCCUGAUGAUUAGCUCAGUUCAGUGCUGAGCAACAGUAGGUACUGUGACAUGUGGAAAGAAAGAAAUUCAACAGCAAUAGCCACACAUUCUUUCAGAAACUGUGCACUCUUCAGUUGGCUAUACUAUGACCAAUCUAGUCUAUAGUGUCCUAAAUUGUGACACAAAAAAAGCGGCUUCCCCUAAGAAGAAAUAUUUGAUAAUGAAGGAAUGAAUUAGGGAUUCUUUAUUACUUCUGAAGCUGCAAUGGGUACCUGGUACCACUUGCUUCUAUGACUUAAUGACGCAGUGAGGACAUGUCAAAAAAGAGCAUCUAAGCAAAGAGCAAUUGAGUUUAUUGCUGCCCCAAAAAAGCCUGUAUAUCACAAAACUGACUGUUUUUUGUGGGGGCAGUAGAAAAAUGAACAGGAAUGCAAGUAUGCAACAUCAAAAUGAAAGUCAAACAGUCUUUGGGUAGAUACUGAAUUUCCUCUCCAAAAUAGAGCAAAAGAUAUAAAUCGUAUGAGGGAAGACAAGCAUACAUCUCUGCUCCUGCUCCUGCAACCUGUCCUCAGAGUUUAAGAAGAUGGGCAUCCUUCAAAGUAUUUGUGUUGGCUCCUGGAAAAGGAAAUCCAAGAAAGAAGAGGUAUUAAUAAUAUGUUUUCUAAAGCCAAAUGAAAAUGGAAUUACAAUUACCAGUGAAUUCCUAGUCAAGAUGGGUUAUUACAUAGUUAUUUAUUAUCUUAGCAGGAAGUUAUCAUUGGUUGUAAGAAGCAGGUUUUUCUUAAAUAUGUGAUGGCUACAUGCCAAAAUGAGCUUUUGUCUAAUAUUCAAAAAUAAGGAUAAGAUGGCAACUCCACCAUCAAAGUCCUACAAAGAGUACAAUCAAACUCUGAAACUGAAACAGGUCCUGAAUAUACUCAUAUCUGAGAAGCAUACUCAGAAUUGGAAGUGGAAAGGAACUGAAGAAUUAGCAGAACUAAAACUAUGACUUUUCCAAAGCUUAGCUGUACCCAUGACUUUAAACAAUUUUCAUUUUAGUUCAAUAAACUGCUGGUCAGGUACUGUACACAUGGCUAGGAAUUCCUAGAACAUGUUUCUUUGUUAUUGUUUGUUUUAUUUUAAUUGGUUUGCAUUUAUUUAUGUUAUAACUUUCAAGCGAUUCCAAAUUUUCUCUUAAUUUUUAUGGUUUUUUCUUUAUAAAUUUCUAUCCAACACCAUUUUAUUUCUUAUGAUGUUACCUACAAUGGUGCUGUGCUUUAAACAAACUAUACUAUUGGAAUCUUCAGAAGUGUGUUUUAGCAGGAUGCUAAUUUAUUCAAAAGAAUUGUACAAAGAGUUAUGACUUGGUGCUAAAUGUAUAUUUUGAGUUUGGGACUUACUGAAAUACAAUCCUCAAAGCUUUUACCUUCCCUAUAACAAUUUUAUGGUGUUCAUUUACUUGAAUUUGUCAAGAGGUUGAACAUUUUUGUAUUUUAAAGUAUUAUUUUACAUAUUAAUUUCUCAUUACCUGUUUGUCCUUUUCCUCCUUCACUAGAUUCAGAAAUAUUUAUUAUAUAUUUUAAAUGUUUUGAUAGAUGGAAAUAUCUCCUGAUUGUAAGCAAUGUCAUUUGUUUUGUUUGUUUUUUUAAUUUACACUUUCAUAAAGUUUAUCAACCCAGUUUAUUUUUUCAAUGGUGAAAUACAUUAAUUUUAGUUCUCUAGAGAAUCUAUAUUAUUAUGAGUGAUUCUAUUCCCAUAUUUACAUAUAUUUGCAGGAAUAUGGUUUCUUUUUCUUCCUUGGUAAUUUUUGAUUUAUUCCUGUUUUGAAAUUUUACAUUAAUGACUUUUUAGGAUUUUUUUACAAAGAAAAAAAUAUUUUACUUUUAUUAUUGCAUUAUUUGAUGUACAAGGUAAAGCAGAAUUGUCCCUGGGAUGCAAUUUUUUUUCUAUUUGUACCUGGGAAUUUGUAACCAAUUUUCACCUCAGUAUAAAUAAGGAUAUGAGACUGAGGUAAGAAUUUCCUUCCCUCCUGUUUUAUUUGCAUUUGAACAUUUUUGCUGUUCCUUCUCAUUUAAGUAAAAUUGCAACAAAACAGCAAAGACGUUUGGCUCCAAAUAACACAGGACUAAAUGAAGUGCUGAUUUGGCCAUUAUCCUACUUUCCAACAAGGGAAUAAGAUGAUUCUGACUACAAAAUGAACUUUUUUUAAGUUCCUGGUUUUAUUGUGUUCUGGAUAAUUGCCAACUUCCUCUUCAUUUUAUAAGAUGAUUUAUUUCAUUCCAAAACAUUUAUUUGCUUUCAUAGAGAUGUCACUAAUGUCUGGUCUCCACAGCAGGAAUAAUUAGUAAAUUCAUGAAGUAUCCUCUAUUUAUACUUCAGACAUACAGCAUAAUUGUUUGCCUAACAAGGUCUGCCUGGAUGACAAGACCAUCAGUAAAUGACAACUGUGUAUGCUUUUCCCAAAUGUGUUUGAAUUCUUUAGUCUUUUGUUGAAACCCUUACCUUCCAUUUUAAAAGCAAUACAAUAUAUUGGUUCCAAGAUAGAGGAGUGGCAAGGGCUAGGUAAUGGGGCUUAAGUGACUUGCCCAAAGUCACACAGCUAAGAAGUGUCCCAGCUCAGUUUUGAACCCCAGAUGUCCCAUCUCUGGGCCCUGGUUCUCAAUCCACUGAGCCACCCAGCUGCCCCUAAUUCUUCAGUCUCAUUUCAAUUUAAGAGUUGAGCUCAAAUAGUCUUUGCAUUUGGGAAGUUUCUGACAUAGCAUAAUAAGGUAUGAUAAACCAGAACAGCCUUUUGAAGCUCGGGUAUAAAUAAAGGGAUAAUUCAAGUAUGUGUUAAAUUGUCUUCCCUUUGAGGGACAUCUGUUCUGUAGCUUUAACAUAGACCCACACAAAGCCUUAAUGGUAAAUGUGAAAAAAGGGAAGGAAAAACCCCCCAAACAUCCUAACUAAAAAUAGUCAGCGUCCCGUAUUUCAUGACAGUGCUUAUUUAUUUAAGAUACUCCCUAAAGAUACAGUAGGUACAAAAUUGUCAUUUGAAGCAACUAUAUAUGGAUAUGCUUUCGAAGCCUCAAUUAGGCUCCGAUUUAUUUUCUGCUCAGGUUUUCUCAUCUCUUGAAAGCCUGUGAUAUACCUCCUUUUGUCCACAAGAUGGUGUGCAGAGCUAAUGUGUUUAGAAGAAUCGAACAGGCUCCCAGAAACUCAAAGCCUGACAAGUUUGCUGGCAAUGCCCCAAAUCAAAGCUUUCUUUGCACUUUCUAAUUCUUUGGGCUUCUCUUUCUUAAUGAUCCCUGACCUCUAAAAAAGGAGACAAUCUGAACAGGAAAAACUGAACUAAGCCACUUUCUUUUACAAAUUUUGGAAGCUUCUCUUGUCACUCGACACUGGAUCUGCCAUAAAAUUACUGGUUAAGUUUUUCUCCUUCAGGAAAAGUGUUCUUGACCAUUUUGGUCAAGAACUUCAAUUUAGUUUAUUUGCGUUCAGUUCUCACAGUCUAAAAACUUAGAUCAAGACUCUUUUUAAUCAUGUUACCUUUAGAGUGUCCAAGACAUCUCUUGGUGACAGGCAAGUGAAAAGAAGCUUAUCUUUGAAAGGGUUCUUUGUAUCAAAACAAGUCCAACGUUCAGAAAAUCAGGUCAUUGCUUAAAUCUCUAUAGUUUUUCACAAUGUUUGAACUUUUACAUUUAGAGUUUUGUAGUUCUAUUUUUCUAGAAAUGGACAGCAACUAUUUGCAGUUAUUUACCUCAAUUUGCCCCUUAGUUAUCCUCCUGCAUGAGUGAAAAUUAGCCAUUGAGAACUUGGAGGUCAGGCUUCCAUACUGUGAUCACUCCCAGACAAGACACAGUACAUUUCACAAUUGUGUUCAUCUCCCCUGUUUCAUGAAUUGUUUCUCACAUGUGGCUGAGCCCACCUUCAGAGGAGAAAUAUCUUUUUUUUCCCUUAGUGCCCCUUUUUCCCUUUGACUUCAGAUAGGGAUUUUAUUGUUCUUUACCUCUCCACCAUGUUUCUCUGACUUCUAAGUAGGAGAAGGAGAAGGUAGUAAUAGGGAGAAUGGAACUAGCAGCUUUUUUCACAAGCAUCUGUAAUUCUCAGCUUCUUGAACCUUUUCACUUCCUACGCUGGCUGUUGAGUGUGACAUUGUACAAAUGUUCUUCAUUUCUCAGGAGGGUCUUGGGAAACAAGAUAGAUGGAGCAUUUCUUUUGAUAUUGUGGCAUAAAUGAUAUACCAUGUUCCAAACAUGUAAUGUAAACUGUGCUAUUCAACAACCCUUCUGCCAAAAGCAACUUGUUCAGCUUAGUUAAUUGUCAAAACAGCUGGUUCAUUAGAGAAAAACUCAAUCCAACAAGUUAAACAGUGUUUGCAAUGGUUGGAAGAAGGACAGGAAGACUGGCAGACGGGAAGUUGGACCGAAUUUGUGAUGUUGGUAUACAGUCACCAACAUGAAGUCAUUUCACCUCUAAAAUAAGGCGUAGGGACCAAAUCUAUGACAUAACCUAAGAUUUCGGGGGCCUAAACAGGAAACCUUUUCAGGCUGACUUCUCGUUGUGUUCUAUGGUACAGUUAAUAAGAGUCCCCCAACUAUCUUAAAUAACUUGCACAACAUGAAUUAAAUGAGAUUUUUUUAAUGUCACAAAUGAAUAUAAACAAAGCUUAAGUUCUUCAGGGGUAGCGUUGGGGACUUGAACAUCAUGAUACAUAUGUAUUACAUACAAAUGUAAAGGAAACCAGUUAUUUUAUUGUCUUAUUGGAUUUUUAAAUGCAUUUUAGGGUUGAACAUUUUUUCAAUGAUUGUAAUUGUAUUUCAAUUCAGAUUACAUACUGUAGUAUGCUACAGUAUUUUAUCACUGUAUUUAUUUUUAAAUAAUAUUUAAACAUUACAUUCUCUGCAUUGUUUUUUUUUUCAUGUUCAAAAUGAGUAAGGUUCAAUCAUGUAAAAUAGAAAGGGAUUAGAUGAUUUAUGAAGAAUUCCUGAUGGACAUAAUACUUUGAGGACCUAAUUCUUAUAUCCUUUAAUACAGAAGUUAUUCCUGAAAUCAGUGGCCAUAUUGCCUGCCUUUGCAAUAAAAGACUUGAUCCUACAUAUAAGGAUAGUGACUGCAUCUAUGAUUUCAUUUUAUAGAGGACUCCCACAUGGAGAAACUCUCUCUACCAGCAUACAUAACUUAACAUGAAUGAAACAUUUUAUGAUCUUGAAGCUCUAUAGAAAUGCUAGUGGUUGUUGUUAUCACUUAUAGUCUUAGAGAGCUCACUAGAGCACCGAGAUGGUAAGGAAUUUACCUGGAGACACGAUAUGUCAUUAUAUGUCAGAGACCAAAUGUGAAUUUGGGUCUACCUUUCUCUAAGGCCAACUCUCUGUCCACUACACCUCACUGCCUCUGCCUUGAAGUGAAAAUUAACUCUAAGAGGAAGCCACAAAGAAGCAUUUAUUAACAAUGACCCUAUUUCCUGCCUAUUGUCACUGAGUGAAGUAGAGUUUCUCUCCAUUCCAACUAGAAUUCUCUAUCAGUGACUCUUGGAAUAUGUUCCUAGAUCUACUGCAGGUCCAUUAGGAAGUCCAUGAUAUGGUCUCUUGCAGAAUGAAUGUUUCAAACUCAAUGAUGGCUAAAGUUUUGCUUUGGUUAUGAAUUAAAUUUCCCUCACAAACAUUAAUAGAAGAUAUCAUCUCAUUAGUCAAAGCACCAAAAGUAGCUCCAAGACUUCCAUCAAGUCUAGUGAAGUGUGUGUUUCGUAAUGACCAUUAGGCAUGGGAGGGUAAGGAAUCCAUGAAAUAGUCUUUUGACCAGAAAGCUAUUUGAAAACACCUCCUAUAGAGAGAUUUGAACAAAGUAAGAAAUAUACCAAAUUAACUCUUUUUGAAAAACCCUUUCCUUCUGUCUUAGAAUAGAUACUGAGUCUUGCUUCCAAAGCAGAAGAGCUGUAAGGCCUGGGCAGUUGGGGUUAUGACUUGCCCAAGGCCACACAUGUAGAAAGUGUCUGAGGUCAUAUUUGAACCCAGGACCUCCUGCCUCCAGACCUGGCUCUUUAGAUCCUGAACCACCUAACUGCCCCCCAAAUUAGCUCUUGGCACACACAAAUAUUCAAUAUGGAAUCCUACACAUCUUAGGGCAUGUUUCAAUGUACUCUAGUUCCAUCAUGUUUUUCUUUUGUAUUUAAAUAUAUAUUAUUCAAGACAGAUAAACAACUAAAAACCAAAGUGUCAACAGAGCAAAAAGGCAUAAGUACUGGUCUGGGAGGCAGGAAAUUUGAUGGGCUAUAGUCCUAGCUUUAAACUAACUAUCUUUGUGACUUUGGACAAGUCAUUUAACCUUGGCCACAGUUUCCUUCUCAAAAAGAUUGAUUGGUUUCUGAUGUGUCCCAGCUCUGUAAUUUGUGUGUGAGAGCAGAGGAGAGAAAAAAAGAUCUUUUCAACUUUCCAGAACAAAAUAAGUUUAAAUAACUUCACAGAAGGAACUAAAACAUGUGACACCAUCAUUCUUUAUUACCAUAUGUUUACUGAGAGGCAAGAAUUAGGAUUAAGUACUAAAUAUAAAGGUCUCAUUUGAAGAAAAGCCCAACAUAGGAAAUCAGUUAUGCUAAUAGCAAAAGCAAUUCCAGACAUUAUUCUCUUGGAUACCAGGUAUGACAAAUCUGUGUGAUUUUUGUUUGGUCAGCAAUUUCAGGUCCAUUUAAGCACAUGAAGUUAUUCCUGGAUACAAUUAUCCAAUCUUAAUUUUGUCUUUAUCAAGUAUUGAUUUCUUUGGGACCUAACCAGAAUGUAUAGGUAGAUGGAUCCCCAACCAGUAUGGUUCUUCCCAAGCAACCUAAAGGUAAAUACAUGCUACAAAUUUAAUUAUUUGGAUAUUUUUCUCCAUUGGCUUAAAAAUCAUAAGGACUUACUUAACCUAAAUUUGUCUAUUACAAAUAUGUCAAGAGAAUAGAUUUCAAAUUAGUUGUGUCUACUAGCCAUUUAGGAUCUCAGCUUUUCCUUUGAGUCACUGUUGGGUUGGUGAGGUUGAUGGAGUUCUGGAGCUUUAGAAUUGUUUGACCUUGGAUAAAUCACUUAACCCCUUGACUCUCUGGGUCUCAGGUUUUUCAUCUAUAAAAUGAAACAGUUGGCCCUAAAACCGUGUAGUUUUCAAGGGAAUGAUACCAUUGAAUUAAUGUCAUACCUGGUCUGUCUUUGCCAGGGCCAUCAGCAAAUAUUUAAAAAGUCAUUAUGAAAGUAAUAAAAAUAGCAGACAAACCCUUGCCUUUAUGUGGAGCUUUAAGUUUUAUUCACAGAAAUUCCUCUUUAUUCUUGCACUCACUAGAGAAAAUGGGUAGAGCCACAGGAAUUCCUUUUAUUUUCACACUUAACCUAGAAAAUGGGUAGAAUGUGCAGGAUUAGAAGUUUUUAAAAGACACAAAGAAGUAUCUUCUAAGAGCAGUUUUUGUGGGAAGCUAAUUUUAAGGCUUAAUCUAUUGAUACUUCUGCAAAGGAAUGUUUUAGUUAUUCUAACUACCCCCCAAAUUAAUCAUAAAUAUCUAUAACUAAUUAGGCUAUAACUAUAUCUAUAUCUAUAACUAAUUAUCUAUAACUAAUCUAUAACUAAUUAAUCCAUCCCCUUCCUGCUCAGAUUCUGCCAGUGAAAUUAAUUACUCCAAAUUAUAUGUACCAGUGAGAUCACUGUCCAGUUAGAGUAGGCAAUGAUUAGUAAGUGAUCUUCUCCAAUUAGUUUAUUAUUUGGAAAGAAAAUAUGUUGCAACACCUGAGAAACCCAACCUGGAAGAGACUCAUAGGUGAACUUCUUUAAUUAACUUGCCAGUUUCCUGCCCAUUCUAGUUACCUGACACCCCCUCUAUCCACUCCCCACCCCUACCCUAGCAGCUGUCCCAAAUGAUAGGCCAUUCAUUUCAUUGUUACUCUUAAUCAGACAGAUUCAUAUUUCAAAAAAAGGCAGAUACAUAAUUCACUCUUAUUCCUCAAUCCCUCCAGGUAAAGAAACUAUUGGGCAGUUUUGUUUGCAUUUCAAUUCCAUAGAAAUUUUGAUUGAUAUUCUAAUGAAAAUUGGGUGCCAAUCCACUUUCUGAAUUUUACAAUGUAGUGUUCCUACUCUUUUGAACAUAUUCAUUUUGCUUAUUCAGUUUGAAAGUGCUUGUUUCCCAACCCAUAUUGCCUAUUUUAGCUAUGAAAUUUUUGAAUGCAGUAUUUUAAAAUAGAAAUCCUGUUUGAAAAGCAGUUAGGUUAAAUGUAUGCUUUUCAAAUGUAUUUAUUUGUUCUUUAUUUUCUUAUGACUUUGUUAUAACAACUGGGGGAAAUGUUUAUUUGGUUAUCUAAUUUUUCUUUUCUUGUAUUUGAUUAUCUCACUGUAGUCCAAAUAAAAGUGUCUUGGUGAGAAAA